Molecule: messenger RNA, 819 nt
Organism: Pyricularia pennisetigena
Lineage: Eukaryota; Fungi; Ascomycota; Sordariomycetes; Magnaporthales; Pyriculariaceae
Exons: 3
Coding region: 1-819 (272 amino acids)
Source: RefSeq, a predicted model, not a curated record
AUGGCACAGUCCCAAACCAGUCCAGUUAUCAAGCUCCAUUGGCAAGUCGAGAACCGAAAACAGCUCAAUGGGUCGCGCGCACAAAGCAUCCUCUGGCUGCUCGAGGAGCUCGAGGUCCCGUAUGAGCUGGAGAUCUACCAUCGGGGCCCGGACAUGCUUGCACCUCCCGAGCUGACCAAAAUUCACCCCUUGGGCAAGUCUCCGGUCAUUACCAUUGAGACGCCCGGCUCCGGCAACCCUCCUUUGGUGCUUGCCGAGACGGGCUUCAUCACGCAGUACAUGACCGAGCAUUUUGGCAAUGACAAGAAGCUCGUCCCCAAGCGCUGGAAGGAAGGCUCAGAAGGUCAACUCGGCGGCGAGACUGAGGAGUACUUGAGGUGCCAGCACUUGCUUCAUUACGUCGAGGGCAGCUUUAUGCCCUACAUGUUGAUCAAUCUCGUUCUGAAUGGCUUAAGAGGCUCGCGCGUGCCCUUCCUCGUGCGGCCCAUCACAAACGCAGUCGCCAACAAGGUAACCGACUUCCUGAUUUUUCCAAACAUGAAGAAACACUUUACCUUUUUGGAAAAGCAACUCGAGACUUCAGGUGGCGAUUACCUAUGCGGUCCAAACCUCACCGCCGGCGACAUAGCCAUGUCUUUUGUCCUCCUGGUGAACAAGCCAGCGUACCCCAAGCUCGGCAACUGGAAGCCCGACCAGGAGUACCCCAGGUUGUGGGCGUACAUGUCGCGUCUGGAGACAUCAGAGGGCUGGCUGCGGAGUAUCGAGAAGAUCAAGAGCAUCGAGGGCUCGUUCGCGCUUGCUCCCGGCGCAAGGCAAUAA